Messenger RNA from Gadus morhua (Atlantic cod), 2101 nucleotides. It is a transcript of the gene lypla1, whose product is annotated as lysophospholipase 1. Bases 301 to 990 code for a protein of 229 amino acids. NCBI's taxonomy places the organism in Eukaryota, Metazoa, Chordata, Actinopteri, Gadiformes, Gadidae. The transcript has 9 exons. Gene Ontology annotation, cellular component: cytoplasm. Gene Ontology annotation, molecular function: palmitoyl-(protein) hydrolase activity; carboxylic ester hydrolase activity. Gene Ontology annotation, biological process: protein depalmitoylation. The record is from RefSeq and is a predicted model, not a curated record.
CACACGACCUCCAAUCACGUCGCAAUGUGGGCGGGACUACGGAGUGUUUUGCUAAACCAAUCGUGAGUGUGGUUCAAGGCCAGCAGCAAACCGGUGAUUUGGUUGUUAUUUUCUCAGGUAAUAAUUCAAAUAACGGCAAUAAUCCUACCCGUCCCAAGGAUUAAAGUCCGUCGUUUCCGUCUCAUCUUCUUAUAUUCCUCAUUAGUCCACCUGUCAGUGAAACCGACACAUUCGGCGGUCACUUUGGCAGCUCGUCGCUCCCAGAAGGAUAACAUCACAUGACAGCAACUCCAGCUCUGCAUGUGCGGUAACAGCAUGUCAGCUCCUCUACCUGCCGUGGUGCCUGCCGCGCGGAAAGCCACCGCCGCGGUUAUAUUUCUACAUGGUCUUGGUGAUACGGGACAUGGGUGGGCAAGUGCCUUCACAGGCAUCAAAACACCCCAUGUGAAGUACAUCUGUCCGCAUGCUCCAACGAUACCAGUUACCUUAAACAUGAGGAUGUCCAUGCCCGCAUGGUUCGACAUUUAUAGCUUGAACCACGACGCGGAUGAGGACGCAUCGGGUAUCAAACGAGCGUCAGAAAAUUUAAAAGCCCUAAUAGACCAUGAAGUGAAAAAUGGAAUUCCCUCUCAUAGGAUAAUGCUGGGUGGUUUCUCCCAGGGUGGAGCGCUGUCUCUCUACACCGCUCUGACUUCUCAGCACAAGCUCGCCGGUGUGAUUGCUCUGAGCUGCUGGCUGCCUCUACGGAACUCCUUCCCUCAGGCCUCGGCCUGCGGCGCCAACGCAGACGUGCCUCUGCUGCAGUGCCACGGGGACGCGGACGGCAUCGUCCCCGUGCAUUUCGGUCGCCAGAGCGUGGAGAAGAUGAAAAGUCUCAUCAACCCGGCCAACAUCACCUUCAAAACGUACCGCGGCCUGGCUCACGACGCCUGCCCAGAGGAAAUGGUGGAGGUUAAGAGGUUCAUAGAGAAACAGCUCCCGCCCAUCUGAGCUGAGCCUGUCUGAUUGGCUGAGUACUCCCCACGACCGCUGUCCACCAGCCUAUGCUACCGCUACCUGAAGAACCCACACUGACUCAACGCGCAAACCUCCGCUGCUACCGCUACAUAGAGCCAUACUGGACCGGGGCUAACGGUGGGCCUGGAUGUUAGCCUGGACAUUCGCCUCUACAUUAGCCUUAGAAUUAACCUCGAAGUUAGCCUGGGCGUUAGCAUCCAGAUUAAUCUGCUAGCCUGGAUGGUAGCUCGGGGUACUCCUAACUGGGAGGACCAGAAGUAGGCCCACCUCAAGUGUUAGGACACAGGAAGUAGAAUUACCCCAGCAGAGUGCAGACGCCUGCUGAUAAGAGCACAAGCUAUCUGGAAUACCUUAGGCAAUAUCUGACUAAUACUUUUUAGUAUUAUAAUACUACUGCACCAUCUAGUAUAAGUAUACUUAUGAUGAAGCUACCAGCUAUUUUGAGUGAAACCAAGUAUUAAUAUACUACUUGAUAUAGGUCAAAAUAUACAAGCUGUAUGUUCAUUUAUAUAGUAUUAUAAUGCUUUGAGUCAUCUCAAUCAUUGUAUUUUGCAAUGAUGUGAUUAAGUGAACCACGAAGCAUUGACAAAAGAAACACAGUUUACGAAUUUACAUAGGUUUUUAUAAUAUUCAGAUUGAUAUGCAUACAUAUAUACAUGCACACAACCCACAUACAAAAUCUGUAGGAAGAUGUAGUAUUAUAUUAGAAAGAAUAGACUUUUCCAUUAAUAUCCAUGCAAAACAAGGGCAAAGUGUGUUCAACAUAAACAUUACAACUGUGCUUUAUUCAAGUUGUGAGAAAGGUCAGCACUGUUUCACACAAACGUUUUUAUAAAUACACAGAUAAUAUCAGUGGUUAUGGUCAUGGACUCACCCCCGUGCUAAACCUCACAGUAUUCCAACCCACAACACGCGCUCCACUUCCAUCUCUCGCCCAUCCCUUUCUCUGAGGAACUUAUCUUUGACCAGAGCUGAGAGCACCAAACGUAUGAUGUCAUAGUGUCACCAUUCAGAUCCACGGCGGAAGUGCGUGAGAGAGCUUUGUUCCAAGGCACUUAAAUAAAAGAAGAAUAAAUCAAAUCUA